Molecule: messenger RNA, 510 nt
Organism: Sparassis crispa
Lineage: Eukaryota; Fungi; Basidiomycota; Agaricomycetes; Polyporales; Sparassidaceae
Exons: 1
Coding region: 1-510 (169 amino acids)
Source: RefSeq, a predicted model, not a curated record
AUGUCGCGCUACUCUCAGCCCGCUCUCUUGUUCCCCCCUUAUGAACCUCCUACCUAUCUCACCACCAUCCCUUCUGAUCCGCACAUCAUUGCUGGAGACUUCAAUUGCCCACGUCCCCAGAUUAAGCUCCAGAAUCUCUUUGUUACACUCAUCUCUGAUGAAAAACCCUUUUAUCUCGAGUAUAGCAAGGCAACUCACUACCUACUUUCUCCGGAGCCUGCUCUCUCCAAUGAUGCGUACUUUGACUUGAACAACUGGGCAGUCGUACACCCGGUCAUUGGACCGUUCUUUUUGGGAACAAUCGACAAGAUUUUGGGUGAAGGAAAGGUUCGUAUUGAAGGGUGGAUGAUGUCGAAGACAGUCAGAAAGGAGGAGUAUAGAAUGAUGGUCUUUGAGCCCGUCACGGUGACUAUUGAUGUUACCUACCUCAACAUCCCCUUUCUUGAACGCUUUGCCUGUCGUCACUCACCACGCGUCGGUCACUACUUGAUGGCAAAACUCCAAGUGUGA